GUAAACUGGCAGACAACUGCAGUGCAGUUAGUCGUUAUAGCCAGCAAGAUGACAACGAUUGUGCGGGAAAUGAAAGUCGAUGAUAUCGAUGAGGCAAGCCUCUUUGUACGCGAUCAUUUCUAUGGCCACGAGCCACUGAUGCUCACGCCCGGGGAUCACCCGUUGAUCUAUGACGAUCCGAAGAAGCGCGAGUAUCGCCUAUCGCUCGUACGACAGGGCACCUCUCUAGUUGCCGUCGAUCAGAGUAAGGAAGGUCGCAUUGUGGGCGUGGCAUUUGCGGGUGUAAUGCAUCCCAGCGAUCUGGAGCAGAACUGGAGCGAGGUCAAUGAGCAGAAGCCGAAGCUGUUAAUUGAGCAUAUUCAUUACUUUCUCUGCAAUAUUAAGAAGCACGCGCAGUUCUUCGAGCACUAUGACGUCACGGAUGCUCUUUAUUUAAAAACUUUGGCUGUGGACUCAUCGAUGCGUCGUCAGGGACUUGCUCGACGGCUUGUAGUUACGCUCAUGGAGCUGGGUCGCACCAGAGGCUAUCCCCUGAUGGUGGCCACCUGCACGGGCCAAUACUCGACGCGUCUGAUGGCCUCAUUGGGCAUGGAAUGCGUCCACUCGGAGCUCUAUGCGGACUACAAGGACGCGGAUGGCAACGUGGUAAUUCAGCCGCCGGAGCCACACACCGAGGCGAGUGUAAUGGCUAUUAAACUGCAGGAAAUGCCUUCCUAUAAUCCGGGACUGUAUAAGACAUUUUUCUGAUAGCACAGUACGAGACUCAAUAAGACAUACGAGGCUAAGCCAGCACUAUAUAAGGUAUUCAAUAAAUCCACGUGAAACCACGUGACAUGCAAACGUUGAUAAGCCCA
Drosophila hydei is the source of this 854-nucleotide messenger RNA. Its product is annotated as dopamine N-acetyltransferase-like. The coding region runs from base 49 to 747 and encodes 232 amino acids. Lineage: Eukaryota; Metazoa; Arthropoda; Insecta; Diptera; Drosophilidae. The transcript has a single exon. Gene Ontology annotation, molecular function: N-acetyltransferase activity. The record is from RefSeq and is a predicted model, not a curated record.